CAACAGUGUCUCCAAACUUUGUGGCGGCACCUGUAGUGUGAGCACAGGAGAAUCACAUUGAUCGCUGAAUCCGCUGACAGAAAGAAGGAACGGACCAGAAACAAUGAAAGUUUGUUUGUGCAUCCUGCUACUCUUUAGCCACCCAAUCCUUUAUGCUAUAGCUUUAAAUUGUGAAGUGAUACCUGGUACCCUGAAGCAAAUAGAUGCUGGACUAGGGAUAGUAGGUGGGGUGAACGAUGAAAAUGAAGUCUUUCUGUUCCUGGGGACCAGAUUUGAAAAGAUAAACUCAUCCCUGAAGCACUUUACUGUCGGACCUGCUGGACAACUAGGGGCUGAUUCAUUAAACAAUGUCUUCAAGUUUGCAGAUGGAAGCUUCCAACCAAUUCCAGGCAUUCAACUCAAACAAGUAGAUGCAGGAGGAGAUCAGAUUAUUGUAGGUGUUUCACCGAUAGAUGAUGUCUUCUGCUUAAAUAAGGACGCUAACAAUGUCAGGCCAUCCGGUGAUGCUCCUUGGGUACAGCUUGCAGGAAAGCUGAAGUACUACAGCUGUGGCCCAUACAGCUGUUGGGGAGUGAACGCCGCAGGAAAUAUCGUCAUCAGAAGGUCUGUGACGGGUGCUUCCUGUGGAGGGUUGGGUGCUUUUGAGGCUGUUGCUGGAUCUCUGUCCAUGGUAGAAGUAUCAAGUGAUGGCAACAUCUUUGGCGUUGACGCUCAAGGGAAUUUAUUGCAAAGAACUAGUGUCUCUGUAUCAAAUCAAUUCGGAUCAAGUUGGGCAAGUGUUUCAGUCUGUCCUAAUGGCCACAAGCAUGUGACUUUUGAUCUGGGGAGGCUGUAUGUCAUCUGUGGUGAUGGAUCUAUCAGGAGAUGCAUUUAAAUGUCCAACAGAAAAGCUUGACUAUCAUUAUAAACAAAAAAUCCCUCUUCUUUCUCUUGAAUGAAUAAACUUUUAUGAUUAACAUGACUUCUGAAGUGUCAGUAAAGGUCAAUAAAAUGCUACCUAAUCAACUUCUUGAUCAGUUUAAAUUAUUAUUAUUAUUAUUAUUUACCCUUGUACUGUGUUGAAACUCCUUUACCUAAUUAGGUGUUCCUGGUCACAAAUGAUUGACCUUCUCUAAUUAAGCUAUACAAAGCUAAAAAGCAAGCAAAGCAUAUGGAUGUGAUGUUGACAUUUGAUUUGAUUCUAAAUGUGUAUGAUUCACAUUCAUACACAUAUAGAAACUUAUAAUAAAAUGUUAAUAUGGGUUGAAAAAAAUUACAUUCUGCAAAAUGCAUUCUGGUUAUUAAUCUAAUAUUAUUUUAUGGACUGUUAUAAGGACUGCCUCCCUCAGACUGCAUGUCUGAUAACAAAUAUGUACUUUAUUUUCUCCUUUGUCUUCUAAAAUUAACUGUAUUUUCAGGAUUUUGUAAUGUGUAUGUUCCGUAUAAAACAUUCAUAGUGCUUUUUAUCUCCACGAAGACUCAACAGAUGAUAACCAUAAAUAAAUUCUUGUGUUCUUCACUUUUAUCCUUGCUUUUGUUGGCUAUCCCUUUACAGUAAUGCCACUUUUGUAAAUUAUUACAGUGUAUCUGUUUGUAUUACUAAAAUAAAUAAA
Labeo rohita (rohu) is the source of this 1592-nucleotide messenger RNA. Its product is annotated as fish-egg lectin-like. The coding region runs from base 104 to 874 and encodes 256 amino acids. The transcript is spliced from 6 exons. Lineage: Eukaryota; Metazoa; Chordata; Actinopteri; Cypriniformes; Cyprinidae. The record is from RefSeq and is a predicted model, not a curated record.